This is a messenger RNA of Fusarium verticillioides 7600, 1227 nucleotides long. RefSeq names its product calcium-translocating P-type ATPase, PMCA-type. Gene Ontology annotation, molecular function: ATP hydrolysis activity; ATP binding; P-type calcium transporter activity. The coding region runs from base 1 to 1227 and encodes 408 amino acids. The transcript is spliced from 3 exons. Gene Ontology annotation, biological process: intracellular calcium ion homeostasis. The record is from RefSeq and is a predicted model, not a curated record. NCBI's taxonomy places the organism in Eukaryota, Fungi, Ascomycota, Sordariomycetes, Hypocreales, Nectriaceae. Gene Ontology annotation, cellular component: intracellular membrane-bounded organelle; membrane.
AUGCCACGACUGUUUGCUCUGAUAAAAACUGGGACACUUACCCAGAAUAUAAUGACGGUAGUUGCCGCAACAAUUGGUAAAACAACCAGUUUCGGCAGUGCUGAUUUGCCAAUGGACAAUUCCUUGUCCAUCGAACGGAAAGCUCUCACUGUACCCAAUAUCCCAGACGCCGACUUCGUGAAUGGACUAAGUCAACAAGUCAAGACUCUACUCAUCCAGUCCAAUGUGCUCAACUCAACGGCCUUCGAAGGUGACCAGGACGGCCAGAAGACAUUCGUCGGUUCCAAGACUGGGGUUGCUUUACUUACCUAUUGCCGAGAUCAUCUAGGAGCUGGGCCAAUCCAAGAGAUACGAUCUUCUGCCAAUAUCGUGCAGACAGUACCUUUCGAUAGCAAGAACAAGUACAGUGCUGUAAUUGUCAAGCUACCCAAUGGAAAGUAUCGCGCAUACGCAAAGGGCGCGUCCGAGAUACUGCUGGAACAGUGUACCAAGUGUCUCGGGAAUGUGUCGGAAGGGGAAACGAUGUCUGUUCCCCUGACUGAAGCGGAUCGAGACAUGAUCAAUAUGAUUAUUAGCUCCUAUGCCGGACAGACUCUACGAACCAUCGAAUCAUCAUAUCGCGACUUCGAAUCCUGGCCACCUGAGGGAGCCGUCUCCCCGGAAAACCCGCUCCACGCAGAUUUCAAUGCUGUGCACCAAGGUAUGACACUGAUUGGAAUCUACGGUAUCAAAGACCCGCUGCGACCGACUGUAAUCAGUGCUCUUGAGGAUUGUCGCCGGGCUGGCGUCUUUGUAAGAAUGGUAACUGGUGACAAUAUCCAAACGGCCUCUGCUAUCGCCUCCAAAUGUGGUAUUUUCCGUCCUCAUGAAGGUGGCAUUACGAUGAAAGGCCCCGAGUUUCGAAGACUUCCACCUGAAGAGCUCAAACAAAAGGUGAGAUAUCUCCAAGUCCUGGUCCGCUCAAGCCCGGAGGAUGAACGGAUCCUGGUCCGUACCCUUAAAGAUCUCGGGGAAACAGUGGCAGUGACAGGCGAUGGAACGAAUGAUGCGCCAGCUUUGAAGAUGGCAGACAUUGGAUUCUCCAUGGGCAUUGCUGGAACAGAAGUGGCUAAGGAAGCAUCGUCAAUUAUCCUUCUUGAUGACAAUUUUGCUUCCAUUGUCGAGGGGUUGAUGUGGGGUCGUGCCGUUAAUGAUUCUGUCAAAAAGUUUCUUCAGCCGUGGUCUUGA